AUGAGCUGUGUGCUGCAGACGGCAGAGUCAGAAGUGGAGCUUCCAGAAUCCUUUGGAGACCAGAAGGUCAUGAGAAAGGCAAACAAUGAAUCUGAAUUGAACAAUGCAAACCCCGAGUCAACAGGAUCAAAACUGGAUGAUUUUAGGACACGUCUCCUUGAUUUCAUUGUUGGUAUUACAAUCAUAGCCUUUACCUUCACUUGUUUUUGCUUAAUCCAUCACAAUUGUAUGAUAGAGGAAGUCCAGUCACCAGAAGGGCUCAACAAAAAAAACAUGGCCGCUACGGCAUCCUGGGUAUCCAAAGUCUCAGCUUAUCAACCACAUGUGGUAAAUGAGGACAUUCUAGAAAGUCAACCUCUGCUAUCAAAUGAAGACCAGGGAUCUGGGACCUCACAUCCAGACUCUCUACUCAUGUCAGACAAAGCAGAAAUGCCAAUUGAUUCCUCAAAUUUAGAAAAGGCAUGCAAACCACCCAAAGCAGAAAAGUCAUCCAUACCACACAACACAAACAAGUUAAACAGGCAAUCAGUCUCCAGAAAGUCAUCAAGGCCCCCAAAACAUAAGUCAUCUCAUGUGGAAAAGUCAUAUAAGAAACACAACCUUAAAAAGUCACAGAAGCUAACCCAUGCCUCCAAACUAAUUAAUCAAGAACGAUCACCUUAUUUAGACAAGCAAGCCAUGCCACCUUUCCUAGCUGUCUUACAAGCCUUGGGUACGCAAACCACACAAUCUUGUCCACCACUCUUACAAAAUCAAACCUUGCUAACCAAACCACCCUAUUUAAGGAAACCUAACUGGUCACAUGGACAUUAUAAUCUAAAAAAAUCAGGUAGAAUAGGUCAGGCAGUUGUGUUAACCAAUCCUCCACUAGGCAAAACUUGUCGACAUUAUAAAGAAAGGUGCCUUGUUUGCAAUAGUUCUUCUGAUGUUUUGGCCAAUAAUAUUUUGGAGGCAAAGAAGGAACACACUGGAAACUUUCAUGCUUUAAGGAAAAUGAAGCCUUCUCACAAGUAUUCUCAUGAAGCAGAUUACAAGCACAAUACUUACCAUGAUGCUCAUAAGAAAAAAUGUGAGCAUGAGGAUAGUGAUCAAUAAAUAAUCAUUAUUUGUGAUGUACAGCAUGAUGAUAUUAUUCUUAGAGGUGACUACAAUAACUAA
Messenger RNA from Nannospalax galili (Upper Galilee mountains blind mole rat), 1158 nucleotides. RefSeq names its product chromosome unknown CXorf66 homolog (gene CUNHXorf66). NCBI's taxonomy places the organism in Eukaryota, Metazoa, Chordata, Mammalia, Rodentia, Spalacidae. The transcript has 3 exons. The record is from RefSeq and is a predicted model, not a curated record.